CCAUCUGUCCUACAGACUCCUCACGGAAAGAGAAGUAAAGCUUAGAAAUUUUCACUUGUAAUUCAGAAAGACUUGAUCUUUUUCGAUAAAUUUCUCUAUGGCAUUGAGUGUUAGUUCUUCUUCUUCGAUUUCUGCUUCUGGGUUUUCACGUUCUAGUCAAGAACUUAAAGCACCCCAGUUUGGUUCUUUUAAGCUCUUAGAUCGGCCGACAAAAUUUGUUAAUGUUUCUUCACAAAGACGCUGUGCUGUAAAGCCUUUAAAUGCUGAGCCUAAAAGGAAUGGUUCUGUUGUUCCUCUCGCUGCAACUAUCGCUGCUCCAGAGAUUGCAGAGAAAGUAGAGGUGGAGGAAGAUUAUGAGAAGUUAGCUAAGGAGCUUGCAAAUGGUUCUCCUUUGGAAAUUAUGGAUAAGGCACUUGAGAAAUUUGGGGAUGACAUUGCUAUUGCUUUCAGUGGUGCCGAAGAUGUUGCUUUGAUUGAGUAUGCAAAGUUGACUGGGCGACCGUUCAGGGUGUUCAGCCUGGACACAGGGAGAUUGAACCCAGAAACAUACCAUUUCUUUGACCAAGUUGAGAAGCACUAUGGCAUUCGAAUUGAGUACAUGUUUCCAGAUGCUGUUGAAGUUCAAGCAUUAGUAAGGAACAAGGGUUUAUUCUCCUUCUACGAGGAUGGGCAUCAGGAGUGCUGCCGUGUCAGGAAGGUGAGACCCUUGAGGCGGGCUCUGAAGGGGCUUCGGGCCUGGAUCACUGGCCAAAGGAAGGAUCAAUCUCCAGGGACGAGGUCUGAAAUUCCAGUUGUUCAGGUGGACCCGGUUUUUGAGGGAUUGGAUGGUGGGGCUGGAAGCCUGAUCAAAUGGAAUCCAAUGGCGAAUGUUGAGGGACAAGAUGUAUGGAAGUUCCUUCGAACCAUGGAUGUGCCUGUGAACUCAUUGCAUUCAAAGGGAUACAUCUCUAUUGGCUGCGAGCCUUGCACAAGGCCAGUUCUUCCUGGCCAACAUGAGAGAGAAGGAAGGUGGUGGUGGGAGGAUGCCACAGCUAAGGAAUGUGGUCUUCAUAAAGGAAAUCUGAAACAGGGUGAUGAAGCCCAACUUAAUGGCAAUGGAAACGGGGCUGCCCAUGCAAAUGGGGCCGCCACUGUUGCUGAUAUUUUCAACUCCGAGAAUUUGGUCAAUUUGAGCAGGCCCGGAAUCGAGAACUUAUUAAAAUUAGAGAACCGAAAGGAACCAUGGCUUGUGGUGCUCUACGCCCCAUGGUGCCAAUUUUGCCAAGGUAUGGAAGCAUCCUAUGUUGAAUUGGCCGAUAAGUUAGCAGGGAGUGGAGUAAAGGUGGGAAAAUUCAGGGCAGAUGGCGAUCAGAAGGAAUUCUCAAAGCAAGAAUUACAGCUAGGAAGUUUUCCAACAAUCCUUUUCUUCCCUAAACACUCAUCUCGCCCAAUCAAGUACCCCUCUGAGAAAAGGGACGUGGAUUCAUUGAUGACUUUUGUGAAUGCUCUCCGGUAAAACCCUCGACUUCAGUUUCAGUGGUGAGUGGGAAUGGUGGAGGCACGGAGCCUCAAUUUUCAGCAUUUCUUAAUUGUUUGCUCCCAGCACUGGCGCACACAAAUGUAUCUUUGGUCUAUUUGUAUAGUGUUGGUAUAGUGUCUUCUCUUAAUCAUCUUCUCCUUAUAAUUUGUAUUUCUCAAGCCAGAAUUUUGAUGGUUGUUUUUUGUAGUAAAAAUUGUUUAGGUGGAAAGCCAAUAAAUUAGUGCAAUGAUAACGAGUACCAUUGUUGUUUGCAUUUAUCAAUGAAUGUCCUGUUCUCUCACCAUGAGUCAGGACUUGAAUCA
This is a messenger RNA of Populus trichocarpa (black cottonwood), 1821 nucleotides long. RefSeq names its product 5'-adenylylsulfate reductase 1, chloroplastic. The transcript has 4 exons. The coding region runs from base 98 to 1495 and encodes 465 amino acids. Gene Ontology annotation, molecular function: phosphoadenylyl-sulfate reductase (thioredoxin) activity. Gene Ontology annotation, biological process: L-cysteine biosynthetic process. The record is from RefSeq and is a predicted model, not a curated record. NCBI's taxonomy places the organism in Eukaryota, Viridiplantae, Streptophyta, Magnoliopsida, Malpighiales, Salicaceae.